UAGUGUUUUGGUAGCAGCAAGAAUCAGGCAAUCGAAGUAGCAGCGAGCCGUGGAGGCAAGUCCAAGAAAGGUGGAGACUCCUGGAUAACUUCCUGCACUCAACUCUAGAAGCACUACCGAGAGACACAACCAGGGAGGCUGCUGCCGCUGCUGGAGCGAAGACGAAUGGAUAUACCCCUCAUCUGGCUUCUUUUUCAUCAUUAACUCGACUAGAAAACUCUUGGCGGUUGGCCGUGCUCAUCUACCUGGGUAGUAGUUAGCUAGCAGCGAGGCUGCUGGACGACAGAAUCCCAGCAUUUGAUCGCGAGGCGCCGAGAAGGACAGGAAUGGAGGUUGUGGUGGAGUAUGAUUAUGACGCACUCCAUGAUGACGAGCUGACCCUUCGACCUGGCGACAUCAUCAAAAACGUGCGCUACAUAGAGGAGGAUGGUUGGAUGGAGGGGGACCUCAAUGGGAAAAGGGGCCUCUUUCCCGACAACUUUGUCAAGGAACUGAAAAAGGACCCUAAAGAGGGCAGUCAAACAGCAGAUGAGCCAAAGGAAGAGCAGCCUCAGAAGAGAGAGAAGGUGGGGAACGUGGCCGGCCUGGUCCAGAGAAUAAGCACUCUUGGCAUCCCGACCGGUGCCUUCCAGCCACCAGUGCCUGCAGCUUCAAAGAAGCCUAAGAAGAGACAGUGCAAGGUGCUAUUUGAGUAUCAACCGCAGAACGAAGACGAGCUGGAGCUGAAAGUUGGAGACAUCGUAGAGAUCACUGAAGAGGUAGAAGAGGGCUGGUGGAGCGGCACCUUGAACGGUAAAUCAGGCCUUUUCCCCUCCAACUUUGUCAAAGAGCUGGAGCCCAUGGGAGACGUCGGAGAGUCCAAUGACACCAGCAGAGCAGAUCACACUGAUGGAAAUGGAGCGGAAAGCAUUGGCACACCCACCUCACCAUUGCCCACUCCGGGGAACGGAGGCAUUGCCCAGCCCAAGAAGAUCAAAGGAGUCGGCUUCGGAGAUAUUUUCAAAGAUGCUUCGUACAAAAAACGGCACUCAGUGCAAACCCCUGACAAAGAGGAGAAGAAUGAAAAUCCAAUCCCAUCAAUACCCCUUGCUGCAAAGCCCGCCCCUCCCAACACGACAGAUUCACAGAAAGCGGAUGGAGACAGCAAAGCCAAAGCUAAAGAGUACUGUAAGGUGGCGUACGCUUACAAAGCCACGAACGAGGACGAGCUCACCCUGAACGAAGGCGAUAUUGUCCACGUGCUGAGCAAGGACACAGGAGAGCCUGGCUGGUGGCGAGGCGAAGUCGGAAGCAAAGAAGGCGUCUUCCCUGACAACUUCGUCGUCAUGAUUUCUGAAGCAGAGAAAGAGGCUCCCACAUCAAGAGGGUCCAUCAAAUCAUCACCAAAGCCAGAGGCAGAAGAGAAACCGAAGAAACCGCCUCCACCAUCUAAAAGCACGGCUCUUAAGCCGGAGAUCCCGAGUGCUGACAAGAAGCCUCAUCUGGUCAGGCCAGAGGACAGAGUUGACAAACCCAUACCAGAUCUUAAACCUAAACCAGCUGCGCCCUUAGUCCCGCCCAAGAAGCCGGUCCCUCCUCCAGGGAAAGGCCGACCAGGAAUGAUCCCACCAAAGAGGCCUGAGAAGCCUCUUGCUUCCUCACCCAGCUUCAAGCACAAUGGAGAGGUGCCAUCCACACGACCAAAGUCUGACUCCGAGCCAUUACCUCUCACCAAACCGGUGUCUGCAGACUCUGUGGAGAAGUCGGGUACAGAUCUGAUGAGUUUUGAUGACUUGUCGUCUACCUCGGAGAAGCUCUCUCACCUCACGACCAACCGACCAAAGAUGACUGGAAGGAGGCUGCCCACGCAGUUUGGUGGAGGACAAUUGUUUGCAUUACAGCCCAACAAGGAAGUGAGUGUGGAGAAAACCUUUAAGACUGAUGAAGAAGAUGCCAAACCAAAGCUAACGGAAACCAGAAAGCCUUCCACAAACACCUUAUCGUCACCGUCAUUCCACAAGCCUGACUUCGGAGACUUCGGAGCUUCUCUGGGCAGUAAGGCGAAGGUGGAGCAUGAGGAGUCGAGCUCACAGCUGGAGGAGCUGAGGAGCCAGAUGAAGGAGCUGCAGCUCAUGGUGGAACUGCUCAAGUCGCAGCAAAUGAAAGAGAUCACUGAGCUUCGAGGAGAGCUGGAUGACGAAAGGCAAAAGCGUGUGUCCCUGCAGAUGGAGAUCGAGAAGCUAAAGCGAACCAUCCACUCGACGUGAAACUCCUUGAUCUAAUAAACGGCAGUCCUCGGGGUCAGCUGCUGGCCUGCCCGUCGAUCAGCAGGAGGGCAGCGACGUAUGGAUGGUCAAAUGGAGGGAGAGAGGGUGGAGAAAUCCACCCACCUCAAGCACAAUCCUUGUUCAGUGAUCUACAAAAACAAACAAACUCACUCUCCAUAUUUGUAAGAUUUACAUUUUGCACAUAAGAUUUUUUUCAAGCUAGGUGUAAGUUACAGAUGUAUAUGUUCCUCUCUCUCUUUUCUUUCUUUCUUUUUUUUUUUUAAUUUUGCCAAUACAAAAAAACAAAAACUGAGGCCUUACUUCAAACUACUGCGCUGGACUCACAACUCUGCUGCUCUGGACCUUUCCCAAUCACUCUGGCAUUCCUUGAACUCCUCAGGGAUGCUCUCAGUACUACUGACUUUGUGUAAAGCAGAGGGUGCUCGUUUUCCUUGCCUAAUUUCUUUUUGUUUUUUUUAUAAUGCGCAAAAAUUUAUUUUAAACAUAUUUGAUUAUUUGAGUUUUCAUCUUAGGAUUAAAAUGCGUUUUUCUUUAUUGCACGGCGCCUGUCAGCACAGCACCACCACAUGGCUGCAGCGUGUCAGAGCAAGCUCUUGCGUUUCUUUUUUUGUUGUCUUUUGAUGUUUUCUAGCAUUCCUACCCAGAAUAACACUACUGUGCCUGUUUCAGAAAAAAACAAACAAAAAAACAAUCUAUUAAAUGUUUGUAUUGGGAUCUGGAAUAUUUGCAGCAUGAUAUUGUAUAUCUAUAUUUUUAAAUCUACUGACAUGCUUAGUCAAAUAUUAUAUAGAGGGCCUCUUCUAUGCUGGCUCUUCUAUUUUUGUGAGAAAGUUUUCAGCUGUUGGGAAUGUUCUCAGAAACUUAGCCAGAGUCAUAAAAUGCAAGAGAGGAGCGAGGAAGGAGGGACUACAGUCUUCUGAAAAGGCAGCCUCAUUACGAUCAUCUCUGCUACUCGCUUGUCUAUUCAUAGCUCUCUCCCAUCCCUGUCAUUUCUACCUCCGCCUUCCUUACUCUCAUCCAUCUUUGUUUCCUGCUAAAUCGUCUGGUGUCUUUUUGCUCAGCCGACUACCCCCUCCCUCUUAUGUUUAAUCUACAACUCCACAUUUCAGACACAUGGGUUAAACUAACUGGAAGAACAUGAUGAAGCGGUGAAAUUCACUCACAUCCUCUUUUUUUCUUCCCCCUUUUUAAUCGUCUGAUGAUAAAACACCGCUGAAGAAUGAGAUUAUCCUGGUGGAAACUGGUGCAAUAUGGGUCAGCUAGUGUGUUUUUAGCCAUGUUAGCAUGGAUGAUGGGUAUAAGUGUCAUGCAGCUUGAUCCGUAAUGUUUCAGCAGACUUAAAGUUACAUGCAUACAUACAUCCACCAGAUUUGCACUACCAUGAUUUGAACUAGUAGUUGGUUUGUCAUGUUUGUCAGUGUAUAGUUACAGCACACUGCGCUGCCAUACCCUAGGCUAAAUUUUGUGUUUCCACAUUUCCACUUCAAAUGCCUGCACAACUUGCCACAGCCAUGUUUAUCAUGCACCAAUCAGCCAUAACAUUAAAACCAUUUUCCCAAUAUUGUGUCACUUUUGCCUGUGCCACCAAAGUGACACAGAAGAGCUCAGGAGGAGCUCCAGGGAAGACCUGUGGCAUCUGGGAGUUGGCGGUGUUCAACGGGUUUCAGAUUGGAGAAGUACUUUGAGCACCUCUCAUGUGUUUGGUCUAUUACAGUAAUGAUGCCAGAAAUCCAACAUUUCUUCAUAACAUGAUGGUCAGUGUCGUUCACUUCUCCCAGUAGUGGUUUCAAUGCAGUGGCUGAUUGCUGUAUGAGGCAUCAAAUGAAUCAGUCAAUUAACUGAAUGAUGAUUAAAUUAAGCUUUAUAAAGUGAGCAGGGCUGACCACUAGGAGUCUACAAUCUGAAAAAUUACACAUUAGGGGUUUUAAGAUGGAGUUAAAUAAAGAUUAGAAGUUACUGCUUUUUACUGGACAUUGAGCAAACAACUGUCGUUAAAACUCAGGCAGUUUCUAUAGCUGGAAGUACUGCUACAGUUAAGAAAGGUAACUGGAUUUUUCUCACUUGUCAUGAUGUUUAGGGGUACAGAAAUGUAGAGCAUGGUAUCACUAACGCAGAAGGCCAAACUCAGUCAGUUCUAACUGGAAGCUGAAUAUAUUUGUUCAUAGGAGUAUAUUUCUGCCAUAAUUUGGGUCCACUUGUCCCCGCAGGGAUCAUUAUAACAAAACAUUUUUGUGGAGUUGGGAGGUGCACCAUCCAUAGUUUCUAUGAUUCACUGUAUUUUUGAGUACACAAAUUAUCUGAAACCUUUGCACACUGUGUGAAAUGGAAAUUAAAAACAAAAUGCAGAAGAGCGCAAAAUGUUCAGCAUCAAAUGUUGAAACUGAGAACCUUUUUUAAAAGUACUUUAUGUCCAUGAGUACUUCUUGUAGUUUUGCCUCUGUACACUAUCACAGUGGAUUUUAAAUCAAACAAUGAAUUUUUUUUAACAAGAGUUUUGGAUUAAUUGGAAUUUCUAUGAAGUAAAAUUUACAUAUAUAGCUACUAGCCAUGCCAGCUCCCAUACACUGUGCACUGAUCAAAGAAGAAGAGGUAAUGCAACCUAGUAACAAACAUGGCCCUUUCUCAGCUUAUUUAAAAUUCAUUGCUGGUGUCAAAUUUAAAAGGAGCUUGUAAUUUAAAAAACAAAACCAAAAACAGAUUUCUCAGUUUUAACAUUUCAUGUAUUAUAUUGUUUGAACAUUUUGCAGCUGAUUGCAAAUUGGCUGGGAUAAAUAUUGGCACCUUCAAAGAUGGAUGCAAUGGUUCUCAGCUGGAAAAGGUGGGGGAUGUCCAGCUCCAGUUUGGGAAUGAAUGUGCCUCUGUAAUGUAUUCAUGAAUGGAGAUUAAUAAGUUAGAGUUAGGAUGAGGAGCUCAAUCAUUUCAGAGGGCACACUGCUCCAAGUAGAAAGGAGGCAGUUGAGGUGUUUUGAGCAGUCUGGCUGAUGUCUGUCUUCAUACUGCUUACGCUCUAGCUCCAUUCUGUAGCCCUGACUCUCACAAUGUUCAACAGCUUAUCUGAGAAACAGAGAGCAGCACAGUACCAAGCGCAUCCACCUCUGGCUUCACUGCAAGUUACAGGGUUGUUUAAAUUCUGACACUCAUAAGUUUUGUUUCCAGGUUAGAUGUUCCACAUUGUGCUACCACAGGGACAAAAACCUGUUACUGUUGUUUGUAUCUUUGUCUUAAUGUUGUUGUACAUAUCUCACAAAUGUCUUAAAAAAAAAAAGCAUCUCUUUGUACUUUGAAGUCUUUGCCGGGCCUGAUUCUGUGUGCAAAUGCUCGACUGUAACUGUCCAUGAUUGUGUCGGAGAAGAAUCUAAGCCCCACAGUGGCCACUUUGAUGCUUUGUGAUCUGACAUGAGUGGUCAUGCACUCACACAAUACAUGGAUGCCUGGCUUUGAACAAGCGUGGCUCUUAAUGCAGUGUGGCCAGGCAAUAGGCUAAUAUGGGAAACAAGAGAGGGGACGUUUUAGGUGAUGGCUCUUUACGGAACAUCUGUAAUAUGACUUUUGCAUAUUUUACAUUCCAGAUUUUGACACCAAGAAAAUAAGAAAUCUGUGCACAUUUAUAACAUAUUUUCAAGUGAUUUUGUUUACAAGAGCUGUAUCCUUGCAUGAGCUGAGAUUCUUUGCAAAAAUGAAUAAACAUCUUUAUUUACUGUCA
Molecule: messenger RNA, 5970 nt
Organism: Neolamprologus brichardi
Lineage: Eukaryota; Metazoa; Chordata; Actinopteri; Cichliformes; Cichlidae
Gene: cd2ap
Product: CD2-associated protein
Biological process (GO): cell migration; actin filament organization
Molecular function (GO): protein binding
Source: RefSeq, a predicted model, not a curated record